Asparagus officinalis (garden asparagus) is the source of this 1806-nucleotide messenger RNA. RefSeq names its product protein NRT1/ PTR FAMILY 4.5-like. NCBI's taxonomy places the organism in Eukaryota, Viridiplantae, Streptophyta, Magnoliopsida, Asparagales, Asparagaceae. Gene Ontology annotation, molecular function: transmembrane transporter activity. The coding region runs from base 1 to 1758 and encodes 585 amino acids. Gene Ontology annotation, cellular component: membrane. Gene Ontology annotation, biological process: transmembrane transport. The transcript has 6 exons. The record is from RefSeq and is a predicted model, not a curated record.
AUGGUUAUUUGCAGAAUGUUCUGGAAGCUCCAAGAGGAGAAAGGAGAGAUUUUAGAGGGGAAGGUGGAUUGGAAGGGGAGAGCAGCAAGAAAGGGAGUCCAUGGGGGUUUCAGAUCAUCACUGUUGGUAUUGGGAUUGUUUGGAUUCGACAGUUUUGCCACCACCUCAUUAGCUGUCAGCUUGGUCACAUACUUCAUCGGCGUAAUGCACUUUGACAUCGCUAGAGCAUCGAACGAGGUGACCAAUUUUAUGGGCACCAGUUAUAUCCUCUCGGUGUUUCUCUCUUACAUCGCAGACACUGUCAUGGGCAGAUACAAGAUCGCUCUAAUGUCCGCUAUCAUAGAGUUCCUGGGGCUCGUGUUACUGACUGUACAAGCUCACUUACCAUCGCUUAAGCCUCCUGGCUGCAUUUUGUUCAGUCCUACUUGCGAGAAAAUUGUCGGAGGCAAUGCCGUGCUUAUGUACACCGCUUUGUAUUUGAUAGCGGUGGGUAUGGCAGGAGUAAAGGCUGGGGUCCCGUCCCAUGGAGCUGAUCAAUUUGACGAAAAUGACCCUGAGGAAGUUCUGAGCAUGUCGAGUUUCUUCAACUGGAUUUUGCUCAGUGCUUGCGUUGGAGCAGCAUUCAGUGUGACGUUUGUUGUGUGGAUUCAGGAUAAAUCAGGAUUUGAUUGGGGGUAUGGAGUGUGCACUAUUGGGAUUUUAUUGGGUGUAAUUGUCUUUGUUGCCGGUGUUCCUAGGUACCGGAUACACGUAAUUGGAGGAGCCAGUCCUUUGACAGAAAUCAUCCAGGUUUAUGUUGCAUCCAUCAGAAACCGAAAGCUUCAGGUUCCUACUAAUCCUGAAGAACUAUAUGAGAUCAGCCAAGACAAGGAGUCUGCUGUAGAUGUGGAAUUUAUGCCCCACAGAGAUAUGUACAGAUUCCUUGAUAAAGCAGCAAUUAGAACAACAACACAAGACGAAGACCCUAACGGGUGGAAGCUGUGCACCGUGACUCAAGUAGAAAAAGCAAAGACAAUCCUCGCAAUGAUCCCAAUCUUCGGCAGUGCCAUCAUAAUGAGCACUUGCCUUGCUCAACUUCAGACCUUCAGCAUCCAACAAGGCGUCACAAUGGAUCGCCACAUAGGCUCCUUCAAAAUCCCAUCCGCUUCAUUAAUAAUAAUCCCGUUGCUCUUCCUACUAAUCAUCGUCCCAAUUUAUGAUCGUCUGAUUGUACCAAUCCUACGGAAAUUCACAGGUCAUUCCACAGGCAUCACUCAUCUCCAGCGUGUCGGCGUUGGAUUGGUUUUAUCUUGUAUCUCUAUGACAGUGGCUGCAGUCGUUGAAGUGCAACGGAAAAAGGCAGCAGAACGGAACGGGAUGAUUGAUGCUAUACCAGAACUACAACAAAUACCCAUGAGUGCAUUUUGGCUGUCUUUCCAGUUCUUUAUAUUCGGCAUCGCUGACAUGUUCACUUUUGUCGGUUUGCUUGAGUUUUUUCACUCUGAAGCGCCGAAGGAGUUGAAGUCUGUGGCGACUUCGUUUCUGUGGCUGUCGAUGGGGCUUGGGUAUUUCGUGAGCUCGAUAUUGGUGGAUUUGGUGAAUUUGGCUACUAAAGGGAAUACUAAGAGUGGAGGUUGGCUUAAUGGGAAUAAUUUGAACAGGAACCAUCUGAAUCUGUUUUAUCUUUUGCUAGCUGUGCUGAGCUUUUUUAACCUUUUGAACUACUUGUUUUGGGCUAGGAGUUACAGGUACAGGACUCAGAAGAGUGUUGGUCUCUGAGAAAUUGAUCGGCUUUAGGUUCGAUUUUGAAUGGCUUGGGGUUCAGUU